Lachancea sp. 'fantastica' is the source of this 822-nucleotide messenger RNA. NCBI's taxonomy places the organism in Eukaryota, Fungi, Ascomycota, Saccharomycetes, Saccharomycetales, Saccharomycetaceae. The record is from the annotation of a GenBank genome assembly.
AUGGUUGAGGAUACUUUAACUUACUCUCUGGAUGCUCUUGCAGGAGUUGAAGAUGACAUCGAAAAGAUAGAAAAGGAAGUUGAGAUUAUAAGACUGAGGAAGCUUUUGCCCAUUUAUGAGCGUCGUUCUAAGGCAAUUUCUGGAGUGGACGGAUUUUGGAAAGUUGUGCUUGCUCAACAUUCGGAUUUUGCCAAUUAUGUUUGUGCUGCGGACCUUAAGUAUAUCGAUUGUAUAAAAUCGAUCGAUAUCAAGUGGCCGUGUUUGGAAAACGAAGAAAUGGAUUCUCGAAAUGUAGCCAUCACUAUCGCUUUUGAGGGUAUUGAAGGAGAUUUUGAUGCCCAGGUUGUUACCAAGUUCUUUGAAAUUGAACACGAUACAACAAAAUUCAAGUAUAGAGGUAAACGGACAGAAGAGGACGAUUUGAGAGAUCAGGAAUUGGGGUUCCUUACAAGCAAACCUUGCCUUGUCAAGUGGCCGAAAGCCUUUGAUGAGAUAAACCCAUCUUUUGUUAGUGACAAAAGUACCGCUAAGGGCAAAAAAAACUAUCGGACUGGAAUGAAGUCGUUUUUUUCAUGGUUCAUGUGGACGGGUCUCAAAGUUGGUAAGGAAUUUCCUAAUGGUGACGGCCUUGCGAACUUGCUUUCUGAUGAUAUUUACCCCAAUGGUACCAAAUAUUACACUGAAGCCCAGGUCGAUUUGGAGGAUGAAAAUAUCGACGAUGAAGAUAUUAGCGAUGGUCCAAUUGAACUUGAAUCUGGAGAUAGCAGCCUAGAAGAAAAAUCGGAAGAGGCGGCGGAUAACUUGAAAAGACGUAAGCUCUAG